Esox lucius (northern pike) is the source of this 2438-nucleotide messenger RNA. RefSeq lists its product as uncharacterized. NCBI's taxonomy places the organism in Eukaryota, Metazoa, Chordata, Actinopteri, Esociformes, Esocidae. The record is from RefSeq and is a predicted model, not a curated record. Bases 219 to 1724 code for a protein of 501 amino acids. The transcript is spliced from 9 exons.
UGAGUCGUGCAAUGUAACUAGUUUCCCAUUCUAAAAAUCGGGUGCAUUUGUGCGUUUUCUGAGUAACAUUCUGUUGGUCCAUAACAAAGUAUAUGUUUGAAUCAAUGUCUAUUAACACCUGGGGAUGAGAUCAGCCUUAAAUAGGGGCUUUCAACUCCCCCAGCUCACUUCUUCAACUCAAGUACAACGCUCAUCUCAGUUCAGAUCAACUCUUCAAAAUGUCUUCCAACAGAAAAAGCAAACCAAACAGACGUCUGUUCCUGUGUGAGGUUUGUUUGAAGCCUCAAGUUUGUCUCUCUAAACAUCUCCGGCAUGUUUGUAUGAAACACUCUACACCUGAACAAGUGAAAGAGAAAGUUCGGGCUGCAAAAGUCUCUGCUCGUAAAUUUGAAACAGUCGGCAGGUUUUGGGACUACAGGCUUCUCCGAAAAACCCUCAAGAGUGAUGAGGACAGGACCAAGAUGGUGGACAUGCUGAAGGAAAGGGGUUUUAUUGUUACUAAUGUCCCUAAACCAUUGAUUGCAGUCCCUCCUGCUCAACACCAGGAAGAAACUGUUCAUCCAGAACAGGAACUUGAUACACCAACUGCACCACCAGUGGGGUCAGGUGACCCCGGGGAGUUUCAUCAAAAGUGUAUUAACAGAUUACAUUUUCUGACAAUGGGCAUCAGCACGCCUUUUGAUUGCCAGCUGAUCCUUAGGGUUGCUAAGAAGGACUUCAGGGCUGUCAUUUCAAAGCUAGUGAAUGCAACAGCUGAAUCACCACCACUGGAUCCAAAGGAACACUCUCUAGUUGUGAACUAUCUGGUGGCUCUCCUGACGCUAAAGCUCCUUCUGCACGCAAGGGUUAUUAGAAACAUGACUGUCACUGAUUGGCUUAAUAGAGUGAAGACCAAAUUCAAUGGCAAAGAAUAUGUCGUUGUGGGAGGGAGGCAAACAGCUGCCUUUGCCCUGAAUCAACACGAGGAGAUGUGGUUUCAGUAUUAUUAUAUUGAAAUACGUCCAGAACGGCUCAGGAACAAUCCGAAUUCAGGAGCAAUGGUUGAUCGCUCGGAUGAAUUGUUCUUCCUCAACUCCAAAGGAAUGAAUAUGUGCAAUCUCUGCACUGACCUUGAACGGUUUCUAAAACAAUACAAGUGCCCAAAGGUGACCAUAAAACAUACAAGACACUCCUUUGAGGACGCCGCCGAUGAAAGCUUGAACAGCACUGAGGUGUCCCUGAUUUCUAAUUAUAUAUUACAGUCAGGUGCAACUUCUGAAAAUGACAACCUCAUGCUACAUCCUGAAAACGUCGUCCAGGCAUGUGUUCUGCUCAGCAAGUUAGCAAGGGACCCAAAUCCCGAAUCAAACAAGGCAGGGCCAUCGAGGACAUUAACGAGAGAGUACCGAUCAAUCAGGAUGGACAGGCAGAAAAUUUAUGAAAGCUUUACCCAAGCAUAUCCAGUGAGCUUGGAAGGCGUUGUCCCCGCAUUUCCACUUAGAGGAACGCUGACUGGGGUGCAUGACCGCUAUUGUACUGACAGAUGGAGGAAGAGUCAGAGAGAUUUGCGGACAGAGCAUGUCUUGUCGCACUUCUCUAGCCAGCUGCCAACUGUGGAGGAUAUCAAGAAGUGGAUGUCCAGACAAAACUGGUCGCAGAACUUCCUGAAUCCACAAAACGUUCAGACAAAACUGGCUGCAAAACUUUCUGAAUCCACAAAACGUUCAGGUGGCAUGGAUGCUUAACCGGGAGAUGAGCUCCAAAGCGGGUGGUCUGGUCACCCAGGAGUAGUUGGAUGUCCCGAGGUGGAAUUGCUUGGUGUCCGAGGUGGCAGUGAAGGCCUUAGGUGUGCUUUCCUCCUGGUCUUUUUUCCCGUUGAUGUCAUUCACCUUGGCGAAGGGUUAUCCCAGGCAAAAACACCAAAUGGGCUUCAUGUUCUUCAUGGAUGAGAAUGGGACUGCAAGAACCACUGAUCCAAAAGACUCCUGCCAUCCUGACUUUCAAAACCAUUACCAUUUUUGGGUGUUGUCUUGCUGUUGCCUCUCCAGUGCACCUGUUGUCACUCUCAUUUGCACCAAAACAGGUGACAUUGCUUCACAAUCACUUAAACUAAAAUCUAACUGGACAGAUUGUUAUCCCUGAAGUUUAAUUGGUGUCAUACUGUGAUGAUAAGGUGUUCUGUAAAUUUUUUGGAGCAGUGUUAGUGAUUUGUCUCAUUACUGUAUAGAGUAAAAACACAGUGCAGACACAUAGAUGUUACUGAUGAUUGUUUCAUGUUUUUAACUGGGCAAGUUAAGGAAAGAAAAUACCUCAACAAACCUCAAUAUAAUAAAUUUGCUUCAAACAAAUCUGUUUUCAAAAGGCUGAAACAUACGUUUGAAAGAGCAAUUUGAAGUAAGAUACUGUUGGUCCUUCCAAACACGGUACACUUCACCAUCACCAUUGUAACAUAACAUAUA